AUGAAACUUGUGAUUGGUAAACCUGAGCCAGCUCGAUGAAAACUUCUGAAAUAACCUCGAGCCAGACCACAGAAAGAUACAGAACAAAAAAAAUUCGUGCUCAACCUACGUGUCUCAAUCCUUUCAGUUCAUUCUAUUUCUACUUACAAGAUACCCAGUAAUUCUCGACUUGGCUGAUCGCGCCCACCUCAAAUAUAUAUAUUCUUUCAUCACCUUCUCUAUCUCAAACACACUCACACACAACUGGUGAAAAUAAACAUGCAUGCUCAACAAAUUUCUUCUGUAUUAUCUAUUUGGAGUCAUCUUCUAGUUUUUUCAUUUCUUGCACACCCUUCAGCUUCUUCUCUGCAAUCUUUCGUAUAUGCUGGUUGUUCUCAGCUCAAAUACAACCCGGGUACGCCUUACGAGUCAAACGUUAACUCAAUCCUGGCAUCCCUUGUUAACUCUGCUGCCUUCUCAAACUACAACAAUUUCAAGGUUUCCCUCCCCGGCUCCGACCAAAACGACGUCGUUUACGCCCUCUUCCAGUGCCGUGGCGACAUCAGUAACUCCGACUGCCACGACUGCGUGACGUAUGCAGUGAGUCGAAUUGGGACCCUCUGUGGUGGCGCGUCGGGUGGCGCGUUGCAGCUGGAUGGGUGUUUCGUGAAGUACGAUAAUAUAUCAUUCUUGGGGGAUGAAGACAAGACUGUUGUGUUCAAGAGAUGUGGGCCGUCGAUUGGGUAUGACUCGGAGGUGUUGACUCAGAGGGAUGCCUUGCUGGCUUAUCUGACGGGUGGAGGCCAGUAUUUUCGGAUUGGUGGGUCCGGGAAAGCCCAGAGUAUAGCACAGUGUGUACAGGAUUUGAGUACGAGCGAGUGCCAGGAUUGUUUAUCGGAGGCGAUCGGACGGUUGAAAAGUGAGUGUCAAUCUUCAACUUGGGGUGACAUGUUCUUGGCCAAAUGCUACGCUCGCUUCUCGGAGAGUGGCUACUCCUCCAAAAGCGAUAAAGAAGAUGAUGACGAUGACAUGGAAAGAACCCUAGCAGUUACAAUUGGACUCAUAGCUGGUGUUGCAGUGAUAAUUGUUUUCCUAUCUUUCUUCACUAAAAUUUGUGAGGGUGAAGGUGGUAAAUGAAGAACAAUUUAGGAAAUGAUUUGCUUUGCAUAAUUUUUUGAACUUUAAUUUCCAGCUGGUUCAUUCUCUCUAACUUUCUCCUUUUGAAAAGUUUUUCUCCUUAUUUGAGGAAAACUUGGUAGGGUGUGUAAGGUGGAAAAAAGUAAAUAACGAAAGAUUCCAAAUGCUCAAUUUGUUAUCAUGUAUUUUAGUUUAUUACUUGUAAGUCUUCAAUAAGAUUUUACAAUUUAAUUUAUAUAAACAUCUUUAGAGAGGAUGGUCAUUCUUUA
Olea europaea var. sylvestris is the source of this 1385-nucleotide messenger RNA. Its product is annotated as cysteine-rich repeat secretory protein 12-like. Lineage: Eukaryota; Viridiplantae; Streptophyta; Magnoliopsida; Lamiales; Oleaceae. Bases 259 to 1116 code for a protein of 285 amino acids. Gene Ontology annotation, cellular component: plasmodesma. The record is from RefSeq and is a predicted model, not a curated record. The transcript has 3 exons.